This is a messenger RNA of Acipenser ruthenus (sterlet), 5868 nucleotides long. RefSeq names its product tyrosine-protein kinase receptor. NCBI's taxonomy places the organism in Eukaryota, Metazoa, Chordata, Actinopteri, Acipenseriformes, Acipenseridae. Gene Ontology annotation, cellular component: membrane; signaling receptor complex. The record is from RefSeq and is a predicted model, not a curated record. Gene Ontology annotation, biological process: multicellular organism development; regulation of neuron differentiation; cell surface receptor protein tyrosine kinase signaling pathway. The transcript is spliced from 29 exons. Gene Ontology annotation, molecular function: transmembrane receptor protein tyrosine kinase activity; protein binding; ATP binding. Bases 243 to 4649 code for a protein of 1468 amino acids.
GUUUAAGCAUCCGCUAGCAUCAGCAUCAUUCAUACAUAUACUACAGCUAGGGAAACAGGCACCAGGCGAAAGUGCGUGAGGAGCCUGGUCCUGACACAGCAAGAACGAGGGAAGAGUGGGUCAAAAAGAAAGAGGGGAAAACAGAACAAAAUAAAGAACAGACAAGAAGAGUACUAAAAAGAAAGAAGAAAAGAAGACAGAGAAGCUUUUCCCAAAUUCCUGGAUCCUUUUUACAAGGAGCCAUGGAGUACUCCCACAGCCCCCCGUGGAUCGGUCUGGCGCUGUGCAUUUCAAUAGUGGCAGGUGUCGGACAUUGCUUGACAGACAGAUCCUUGGACUCCAGACCAGCUUCCUCCUCGGACUUCUCUCCCGACAAACCCUCUGCUCCAGCACUCUCCUGUGAUUUCGAGACUCCCUGCUCCUGGACCCUGUCCAAUCACAGUGCAGGAGGGGACUGGCUUGUCACGUCGCCACAGCAACCCAGGCCCAGCUCAGAGAACAGGCAGCCAGGCACUGACCACUCCACUGGCAGCUCUGACGGUCACUUCCUGCUCCUGGCAGUAGGGGGCGCAGCUGUGGGCUGUGAGUUUGCGGUGACGAGCCCGGUGUUGCCGCACAGUGCCGCCGGGUGCCGGCUGCAGCUCGCCCGGUACCAGCCAGAACCGAGCCGGGGGAACCUGUCGGUCCAGAUCAGAGACGCCAACACCAACCGGGUCAGCAGGUCCCCGCAGCUCAGGGACUGGGGCCUGGACAGCAACAGAGGGCAGUGGGAGGUGCUGGCAGCUCCUAUUGGUCAGAGGGAGGCUGCGUUUCAGAUCAUCCUGUUCUACUCCUCCUGUGGCAGCGAGGCCCCAGGGACACUGGGGCUGGACUCACUGGAACUGAGAGACUGCGAGACAGGUGGCCCUCCCCCCCAGCAUGGCUGUGUCGAGGGGGUUUCCUUCCCUUGCGCGAUGGGCAGCUGCAUCGACAGGAACAGAGUGUGUGACUUCCACAGAGACUGCCCCCUAGAGGAUGACGAGGGCACUGUCUGCGAGUCUCUGCCCCUCGGCUCACACUGCUCUUUCGAGUCUGGUCUGUGUGGCUGGUCACUUUCCAGUGACCCCUCCCCCUCUACCUCCCCCUCCUGGUCACUGGUCAGCUCUCAUGACCUUUCCACCAGUCCAGACGUCCUGGGAUCCACUCUGCAGACCACAGGAGGUCACUUCCUGUUCCUGCAGGUGCGCAGUGAUGUCACAGCGGGCAGUGCAGUUGCCCAGAGCCACACCCUCCCGCCCACCGUCACCAGCGGGGAGUGCCAGGUGCAGUUCUCGCUCUAUGUCUUCGGUGUGUAUAAUGGGACAGUGUCUCUGUCAGUCCAGGAGGACAGCUCUCUGGGGGUGUCUCCACUGGUGUGGGAGCGGGCUGGCAGCUGGAAGGACAGCUGGCUGGAGCUGACCCUGCAGAUCCCUGACAUCCUGCACAGGUUCCACCUGACUCUGAGGGCGGUUUGGGGCCCGGGUUCAAGAGCUGACCUGUCUGUGGACGGCAUCACGCUGGGGGCUUCCUGCUUCGACACAGAUAAGAGCCCCUUGUUCCCAAGACACAAGUUGCAGCUGGACAGUGUGAGUGACCUCGGCUUCUUCAACCCCCUGCCAGAGCCCUCCUCCUCCGAGGUGUCUACGUGGUGGUUCACCUCAUGCGGGGCCAGUGGCCCCCGGGGCCCCACGCAGGCGCAAUGUGACAGCGCGUACCGGAACACCAACGUGAACGUGAGCGUGGGCAGGGGCGUGGGCAGGGGCGUGGGCACGGAGGUGCCUCUGCGGGGGGUGCAGAUGUGGAGAGUGCCCGCCUCCAACCGCUACAUGAUCUCUGCGUACGGCGCUGCGGGAGGGAAGGGAGCGAAGAAUCACAACAAGCGCUCCCACGGAGUCUUCAUCUCCGCCAUCUUCCCUCUGGAGAAAGAUGAGGUCCUCUACAUACUGGUGGGACAGCAGGGCGAGGACGCCUGCCCAGGGAGGAACCCCCUGACUCAGCAGAUCUGCCUGGGGGAGUCCUCAGUGAUUGAAGACGGGUUCAGUGGGCGUGGCGGCGUGCUGGAGUGGGCGGGAGGUGGCGGCGGAGGGGGCGGAGCCACGUACAUCUUCAGGAAGGAGAACGGCUCUCUGGUUCCCCUGCUGAUCGCUGCCGGCGGGGGGGGGAAGGCGUACCUCGAGGACCCUGAGAGAGGUCUGGAUGACAUCCCCCUGGAGCAGUACGAGAACAGCACAGCCGUGCCCGGGGUCAACGGGCUGACCGGGGUGGCAGGUGGAGGGGGCGGCUGGAGUGACAUCACCAGAUACAUCUGGGGGGGGAAGUCUCUCCUGCAGGGGGCGGAGGGGGGGUCGUCCUGCCCCCAGGCCCUGUCCAAGCUUGCCUGGGCCACCUUCGGGGGCUUCGGGGGGGGAGGAGGGGCCUGUACUGCGGGAGGAGGAGGCGGAGGCUACAGAGGCGGGGACGCGGCGGAGACUGAUGACAUCACAGCGGACGGGCAGGCCGGGAUCUCCUUCGUGAACCCCAUCGGAGAGAUCUUUCUGCAGCCGCUGGCAGCAAUGGAGAGCCACGGCGAGGCUGAGAUCAAGGUGCAGCUGAACUGCAGUCACUGUGAGUCCGAGACCUGCAAACAAGACGAGGAGACCAAACUCAUCACCUGUCUGUGUGACAACGGAGAGGAGCUGGCCAGCAACAACGUCACCUGCACAGCUCCGCGAGGCCCUGCUCCAGAGGGACACCUCUCCUUGCCUCUGAUCCUGGCGGUGGUGGUAUCGACGGUCGUGACUGGCGCCGUGCUGGCCUGCGCCAGCCUCACUCUGAUUUAUUAUCGGAAGAAGCAGCAGCUGCAGGCGGUACGUGUGCGUCUGCAGAGUCCGGAGUACAAGCUCAGUAAGAUCCGCACCUCCACCAUCAUGACGGACUACAACCCCAACUACUGCUUCGCAGGCAACGCGGCCUCGCUGAACGAUCUCAAAGAGGUGCCACGCCAGAACAUCACCCUGCUCAGGGCUCUGGGUCACGGUGCUUUCGGGGAGGUCUAUGAAGGCAGGAUGCUGGGGACCUCAGGGGAGAGCAGCCCGCUGCCGGUGGCCAUCAAGACACUCCCUGAGAUCUGCUCCGAGCAGGAUGAGAUGGACUUCCUCAUGGAGGCGCUAAUCAUGAGUAAGUUCAGUCACCAGAACAUCGUGCACUGUGUGGGCGUGUCUCUGCAGACCCUGCCUCGCUUCAUCUUACUGGAGCUCAUGACAGGAGGGGACAUGAAGAGCUUCCUGAGACAGAACCGCCCCAAAUCUAGCCACGCCUCCUCUCUCAGUAUGCUGGAGCUCCUCCACAUGGCCCGAGACAUUGCCUGCGGCAGCAGGUACCUGGAGGAGAACCACUUCAUUCACCGGGAUAUCGCUGCGAGGAACUGUCUGCUCACCUGCUCCGGCUCCAGCAGGGUGGCUAAGAUAGGAGACUUUGGGAUGGCCCGAGACAUAUACAGAGCCAGUUACUACCGGAAGGGGGGCCGCGCGAUGCUGCCUGUGAAGUGGAUGCCCCCUGAAGCGUUCCUGGAGGGGGUCUUCACCUCCAAAACAGACACCUGGUCGUUUGGGGUGCUGCUGUGGGAGAUCUUCUCUCUGGGAUACAUGCCGUACCCCUGCAAAACCAACCAGGAGGUGCUGGAGUUCGUGACCAGCGGGGGCAGGAUGGACCCCCCUAAGAGCUGCCCUGGGCCAGUAUAUCGCAUCAUGACGCAAUGCUGGCAGCACUGUCCUGAGCACCGGCCCAACUUCACCACCAUUCUGGAGAGGAUCAGUUACUGCACUCAGGACCCCGAUGUCAUCAACACUCCUCUCCCGAUGGAGUACGGGCCCCCCGUGGAGGAGGAGAGCAGCACCGUCAUGCCACCUCAGGGAUCAGGGGGCGGGACCCCGCUGCUGGUCACCUCGACCCUGACCCCUGAGCCUGACCUGUCACCUAGGAAACCACACCCCCAAGGAGCAGGCACAGGGGAGGGGCCUUCGAGAGAGGCGUGUCCCGGGACCUGGCUCCACCCAAGCCCCGCCCCCUUGACACCGCCAGGCCCCACCUCCUCCGGCAGCCAGAAGCUGAAGAACAAAACCAAGAACCUGUGGAACCCGACCUACGGGUCCUGGGUACUGGAGAGCCUGGGUAGAGGCAAGAGCUCCCAGCCCCCAGCCCCUGCCAUCGCCUGCCCCCCUGCUCCUGCUCCGGCCCUGCCUACAGCGGCCCCACCACACCCCGAGAGAGAAGACUCGGGGUUCGACGGGAAUGGCAGCUCCUCUCCCCCCAGCUCCCGGGGCUCCCCCUCUCCACUGCCCCCCGCCAGCCCCCCCCCCUCGUGCGGUGGGGUGGAACUGGUCAAGCUGCAGAGCUUCCCCUGCGGAAACGUCAACUACGCAUACGACGAGGAGAGCCUGCCCUGCGCAGAGCCCAGUGCUAGUGCUGGAAGCUCUGGGGUCCCGUUCCCUCCUGCUGCCGCAGCCUCUGCCGGGGUCUCCAAAGCCCCGGCGCACCCCCGGUCCUGCCACAGCGAGGAGGGAGCCCACCUGCUCGGCAAACCAGAGAAACCCACCCGUGACCGGGACUCGGGAUUCUCGCUGUCUGAGGACCUGAGCGUGACGCCCGUGUGAGAGAAGAGAGACUCUGCGACAUGACAACCCAGCAGAGACACACACAUACUGAGAUCACAACCCAACAGAGACACACACACACACACACACACACACCGAGAUCACAACCCAGCAGGGACACACACACACACACACACACACACACCGAGAUCACAACCCAGCAGGGACACACACACACACACACACACAUACACACACACACACACACACCGAGAUCACAACCCAGCAGACACACACACACACACACACACACACACACAUACACACACACACACACACGCCGAGAUCACAACCCAGCAGGGACACACACACACACACACACACACACAUACACACACACACACACACACACACACACACACCGAGAUCACAACCCAGCAGGGACACACACACACACACACGCACGCACGCACUAUUUCACCCACUGUGUUUAGGAUCUGGCAGUCUAUUAUUAUUAUUAUUAUUAUUAUUAUUAUUAUUAUUAUUAUUAUUAUUUCUCGCUCUGGUAGGCUGGACUCUGACAAGUGUAAAACAAAAGUGUGACAGGGAUUAGAAAAAGACAGCAUUGCCAUCUCCCUGAAAUCUCUUACACUGAUGCUUUUUACCAUUCCAUAAGUGUGCAGCCUUGUGGACCUGCCUGCUGCUGAUCUCUGUUUAGAGGACUGCUCGUAUAAACCCACAGCAGGUCUACUGUACUGCUACAGAGACAGAAGACACUGUACUGUACUGCUACAGAGACAGAAGACACUGUACUUUACUGCUACAGAGACAGAAGACACUGUACUGUACUGCUACAGAGACAGAAGACACUGUACUGUACUGCUACAGAGACAGAAGACACUGUACUGUACUGCUACAGAGACAGAAGUCACUGUACUGUACUGCUACAGAGGCAGAAGACACUGUACUGUACUGCUACAGAGACAGAAGACACUGUACUGUACUGCUACAGAGACAGAAGUCACUGUACUGUACUGCUACAGAGGCAGAAGACACUGGAACUCAUUCUACACGGGUCAUGUAAGCAUCUGUUUCCUUAGCACUUCUAGAUGUAGUUUAAAAAAAAUGUAGAUAGAAAAAUCCUCAGGUGAAAAACUGGAUUGAACCAACACAAUGUAUUUUUGUCAAGCUCUGUAAGAUUGUACGGUACGUGAUUUGUAUUUUCUGGAAAGACUAACAUGAUGAUUUGGAAUGUGGGUGUAAUAGAUUGUCAAUGCUG